AUGCUGCGGCCCCCCGCUGCCGCGCACUCCACGUCGGUGGUGCUGGAACUUCUGGACUCGCGGGCGUUGGUGGCGGCGGCGCGUGCGCAGGUCGAGGUUAACGUGGGUGUUCAUUGCCAGCAGUUCCUCUUCGGGGGCGAGUCGCAGUGCCUUUGCGGGGCAGUGGGGCCACGGCGGCAUGGGCACCCCAUGUGUCUGCUCCGCGGCCUCUCCGCGCCCACGGGCUCCGCGGCGGGCGCCGCUGCGCGAGAGCUCGGCGGGGCCCGCGCCGCCCUGCGCGGGGCGGGCGCCGCCGGGCCGGCCGGAGGCCGCCGCUGCACGGGGGGCGGCCGCGGCGCCGCCGCGGCCUGCGGCUUCGGCCUGGCCGGCCUCGCGCGGGCGCGGCGCGCGGCAUCCGCGGUGCUGCCGCGGGCAGGCUGCCGCGACAGGGCGCAGAGGGCGGCUGCCGCUGCGGCCCCCCGGCCGCCGCGAGCGCCCGACCCGGCGCUCGGCGUGCCCUUGCGGCAGCUGGGGUCCAUCCAGUGGCCGCAGGAGGACGAGGAUGCCCAGGAGAGAGCCGCCGUGCGCUUCGCGGAGCGAUUCGUGACGCCCCGGCGCCGCGGCGGCCCGGGCCAGGAGCCGCGGCACGCGUGGAGCCUCGCGCGCCCCUGCGUCAUCCGCGGCUUCGCCAGAGACUGGGACUUCGUGCGGCGCGGGCGGUUGGAUCCACAGACCGAGGUCUCGUGGAGGACGCUGCUGGACGGCGAGUUGUGCCCCACCGAGUUCCAGCCUUCCCAGAGCCACCUGAAGUACGAGGAGGUGCCCAGCAUGGACCCCAGCCUGCGGCUCGUCAGCCCAGCGAUGCUCCUCUGUCAGUUUGGAGACUUCCUUGACGCCUGCCACCUCAAGCGCCAGAAGCCGAGGGGCCCCUGGGCGGCGGCCGCCGCCAGGGCGCCGGUGAGAAGGGUGCUGCACGCGAACGUGGCCUAUGAGGGCCCGGGCUGGCAGGAGGACCUUCGCUGCCUGCCGAACUACCCGAGGAACGUGGACGUCGACUUUGGGGCGAGCGGGCGCGAGUUCUCCGUGUACUGCGCGCAGCACGACGUCGGCCAGUGGCCACGGGAGCUCCUCGAUGCGAUCGCCCCGUGCUCUCCGGCAGAGAGGCUGAUGCCAGCCUGGUCGGCUUCGGGCGGGCCCACGGUGAACACCUGGAUGUGCGGGGGCGGGCCGCGCGGGGGGCCCGUCAGCUGCAACUUCCACUGCGACUUCUCGGAGAACCUGCACGUGGUCCUGAGCGGCCGGAAGGAGUUCACGAUGUGCCACCCGAGCGACAUCGCAGUGCUCCACGGCACGAGCUCCGUGGCGCAGGCGGUCUGGAGCGUGGCCGACGCCUCGCGAGCCGGGGCGCCUCCCGAGGCGCACCUGCAGGAGCUCGUCCGAGGGGACCUCCGCACGCCGAUGUGCCUCGUCAGCAUCGACGCCAGCUUCGAGGACAACUGCCGGCUGUGCCCGGGCCUCCGCCUCGCGGCCGACCGGAGGCUGGGCAGAGCCCCUGCGGCGGGGCCCGCGGCAGAGCUGCAGGGCGCGCAGUUCCACGGCAUCGAGGGCCUCGAGGACCUCGCGAGCAUCUCCAGCUCCUCCUGGCACCCCUCGGGGCCCCUGCGCGCCUCGCUGCGGGCCGGCGACGUGGUGUACAUACCGCCCGGCUGGUUCCACGCGGUGCGCACCUGGCCCCCCGGCGCGAGGAGCAAGGAGAAGGGCCUGCCGCUCUCGCUGAGCGUGAACUUCUGGCACCCGUGCCAGGACGAGAUGUGGGAGAAGGAGAAGCUCUUCCGCAUGCUGGAGGUGUGCUCCAUCCGGCAGGCCCUCGUCGGCGACCGGGAGGCGAUGCUGGAGGAGUUCCUCGCGAAGCUCCGGGCAGCCAGGGAUGCCGAGGCGACGUAGCGACGGCCGUAAAAGGGAC
Prorocentrum cordatum is the source of this 1942-nucleotide messenger RNA. NCBI's taxonomy places the organism in Eukaryota, Dinophyceae, Prorocentrales, Prorocentraceae. The record is from the annotation of a GenBank genome assembly.